Messenger RNA from Mercenaria mercenaria, 4609 nucleotides. RefSeq names its product calcium-activated chloride channel regulator 4A-like. The record is from RefSeq and is a predicted model, not a curated record. NCBI's taxonomy places the organism in Eukaryota, Metazoa, Mollusca, Bivalvia, Venerida, Veneridae. Bases 139 to 2919 code for a protein of 926 amino acids. The transcript is spliced from 13 exons.
ACGCAGUUUUUGGUAAGAGUACAAAGGUUUAAGACAAAAAUUUAUAAACAGGAAGAGGAAGAGAAAAUAUUUAAUAUCUACGCUUAGUUUUCAUUACCUUAUUAUUACAAUUCAUAAAACUAUAAAGAUACGUUGACUAUGACCGGAACAGCAUACUGUUUAGUUUUACUUGUUGCCGGUGUCUUCAGUAUUUCUAUAAACAAUGGUAGAUACGAGGAUAUAAAUAUUGUAAUCCAAGAUACUGUUGCAGAGAAUGAAAUACUCCUGCAAAGAAUUCAGGAAGUAUUUACCAAAACAUCGCAGAUGCUUUUUCAAGCGUCCAAACAACACGUUUAUUUCGGACAAAUCAACAUCAUAUUACCCAAAACUUGGAGUUGGAAACCGGAAUAUACAGGUAUCCCAGCACGGUCUGAACUAGAGUCCUAUAUUACUGUUGAAGAAGGAAAAGUUAAAACUCCUAAGACACAAAGGAGGAGAAAUAAGUGCGGCUAUCCAGGACGGUACAUAUAUCUACAUACUGACUUUUUGUUAACAGAAGGAAAAACUAAGUGGGGACAUCAUGAGAACGUUCUAGUUCACGAGUGGGGACAUUUUAGAUGGGGUCUGUUCGAUGAAUACAGUACGAGAAAAAAAGGACGAUUUUAUUUGGACAAGGGUGUAUGGAAUCCAGUGAGGUGCAGUAAGAGUGUGAAAGGGAAGGUUGGUAAAGGAACUCGGUGUAAUAGGGCUGCAUCGAAAUGUGAUAUAAAAGACACGAAGCAGAAGAUGGACAAAAAAUGCAAAUUUUGUCCAGAUGAGGCAGAGACAAAAUCCAAUACGAGUUCAAUAAUGGCGUACAACUGGAUAGAUGCGGUGUCUACGUUUUGUGACAAUGAAGACGAUGAAACUGUUCCAGUGCAUCAAAGACACAACAGCAAGGCUCCUAAUAAACACAAUUCUAAUUGCGGUGGUCGAAGUGCUUGGGAAGUAAUGAGAGAACACAAUGACUUCAAAGCUGUACCAUUGUCAGCCAGCACAAACACAGCGCCUAUAUUCAAGAUACUCCGAGAAACUGCCGGCUAUCGUGUGUUUGUACUAGAUGUUUCCGGUAGUAUGCAGGGUACAAGAAUUGCAAGGCUGUAUCAAGCAUGCAAAUAUAUAAUCCAAACAAGGAUUCCUGAAAAUAGUUGGCUGGGUAUUGUUUGGUUCUCUACCAGUGCUUCAACAAAGAUGGAUAUCACUCAAGUUACAUCCCAGCAAGAUAGGGAUGCGCUUAUAGCUGCAGUUCCACUGACUACCGGUGGAAGCACAUGUAUUGGAUGUGGCAUAGACGAAGCCUUAAGAAUUUUGUCCAACAGACGUGGUGAUCCUGCCGGAUCUGAAAUCAUGGUAAUUUCAGAUGGCCAAGGUGGCCUUGGUGCGUCUAUUGAAAAUGCCAAAGAAGCAAAUGUAAUCAUACACACCAUUUCUGUGUCGCAAGCAGCAGACGAAAGAAUGAUACUGAUGGCAACUGAAACAGGAGGCAUACACAUAUCUUACCUCGAGACCGGAACAAUAACUUUUGCAGCUGCUUUUAUAGAAAUAUUGUCCAGUGGAGUGACCUCCUUUGCAACAGAAUCAACUACGCUUUUGUCAGAGAAGUUGGACUCCUUGUCGUCAACUACCGUUUCAUUCAGUUUUGACAUUGAUAGUAGCGUUGGAGUAAAUACUACUGUCAGCAUACUGCAAGGAUCCUCCACGGAUAUAAGCAUAGAGGUCCAAAGUCCAUAUGGCACAGUUUAUACAGAACAGACUACUGGAGACAUCCUGAUACUGGAUAUUCCUGGCACAGCUGUCACAGGGAAAUAUAAUGCGACAGUAACAACACCAACUUCGUCGUCUGUUGAAUAUUACGUAACGUCUUUGCCUAGUGGCUCCGAAGUUGUGCGUAUAUCCUCUUGGGUGACUCCAAUAAAUUUGGAUUUUUUAACUGGGGAAUUACCUGUGAUCGAAGCUGAUGUAAUGAAAGGACGAGCGGCUGUUUUGGAUGCAAUUGUGACAGCAGUUGUAGAGACAGGUGGAUCAGAAUCCUGUGAAGUUGCAUUACUCGAUAAUGGAGCCGAUCCUGAUGAUACCGAAGACGACGGGGUUUAUGCCGGCGUUAUACCAAGGUUCUGUCUCUACCAAAACGGUCGCGUUAGUGCCAAGGUGUACGCUCGUGGUGAAAAUGGAACAGCAUCUGUACAGGAUGUCUUUAGUGGAGCUGGAAGUCCUGAUUCAGAUGAAGACGUAUACAACACUGAGGUUCUUCAGGACAACUUCCAACGAGUCAGUCUGCCCAGUGAGAUUUUAGUAUCGAACUAUUCAAGUAUAAUUGCAAACCAAGAUAUUACUGCACCUGGCCGCAUAACAGAUGUAUCUAUCAUAGACAUUUUCACAGAGAAUACACAAUACGGCGAGAGUAGAAACUUUACCAUCACAUGGACGGCAACCGGGGAUGAUAUAAACAUUGGAAAAGCCACGGAAUAUGAACUGAGAAUCUCUGAUGAUAUAAAUGUCCUGAUAAAUAACUUUUCGAAUGCGGAACGGCUAGAUGUCGUAAAUGCAAACUUCACACCAAAGGCCGCUGGGGAAGUUGAAUACAUCAGAAUAGAAAUAGAUGCGGAAGAGUCAUAUACGUCUACAACAUUCUUUGGUGUAAAGGCGAAAGACGAGGCUGAAAAUGCAGGCGCUGUUUCUAAUAUUGUUUCUAUACUUGUCGCCAAUGGAUACCGAAUUAAAGUAGAAGGUGAUGUGGUUUACUCUCCUACCAACGUAACAGAUGAAGAUAUCACACAAGAAGAAAAGAAGGAGAAUCUUACAGGACUUGCUAUUGGUAUUUCGUGUGCUGCUGCAGCUGCUGUUGCAAUCAUUGCAAUCAUCAUAAUUGUUUACGUGAGGAAACAGAAACAGAAAGCUUAAGAAAGUGUAAAUUUACCAAAAUAUAUUCUUAAAUUAGUACAUCAACUUUAAUACGUAAAAUUAGGCAGAAUGAAAUUGCUUUGUUAUUUUUGCCACACAUUUUUUUAAAUUACACCAUCCUACAUCAUUUUAAAUGUACUGUCAAUAGAUAUUGUAUUCUUUCGUUAUUCUGCUUAAAUAUUUAUCAGUAAAAUAUGCGUUAAUGUAUUGAAUGAUUUGCAUUUUGAAUAAAAUCUGUAAAAAAUCCUAUGAAAGCAUAGAAUGCAAUCAAGCAGAAUAAUAGCAGACUCGGUUUGAUUGAGUCUGUUCAUGAGAGGUAGUGAAAUGUGCAACACCUCUCACGCCCCUAGCACCGGCUAAAACAAAUAGUGAACAGGCAUGAUAUCCACGGUUUCAAUGGAGCACCUUAUUCUAUAACUUACAGUUCAGCUGAAAUAAUUUGCUUACAGUCUUAAAUCUUUUGAACCGAAGCCGAGAUGUUUAUUGCAUGUUUUGCUUUGCCUGUUAACUUAUUAUGAAUUAAAGUGAUAUGUAUUAGAUAGGCAUAAUUAUGUUGUAUUGAAAAUUAUAUAAACUAGACGUAGAAAAUUCAGCUCCUAUUUAUGAUAUUGAACAGUCUUUACGUUAUAUUGAACUAUAGGUCAAAGUUCAUGAGGUUUAGGUUUUCCCUGUCAUAUUCCGCCGUGGUCAGUUUGAGUAGCAGGUCAUAUUCUAUAGAAAGCUAGUAAAUAAUUUUAAACAGUGGGUAAAGAUAACUGAAGCCAAUUUCUAGAAAUUGUUCGUAGCGCCAACAACGGAAAUUAACAAGGGCUAAACCUUUUUUUGUAACGCGUUUACUUUAUAUCUUGUUAAUAUAAAUAAAGUUUUACAUCGUUUUGGUACUCUAUCAACUUGAAGAUAGUUUUAUUCCAAUGAAUAUUCAGUAUUCCUGCAUGAAACUACUUUUUCAACGGAAAGAGGCAGGCAUUAUUGUUAACAUAUAUUGUAAUACUUUGGACAUACAAGUAAAAUAUGGAAUUCAUUUUCUAUUACAUUCAUGUUGCACUGUAAACAAUUCCUUUUCUCUGGGGUUAUUUUCUUAUCUACCCUUUUCAACUGCUAGAUUAUGCGAUGAAAGUCUGAAUUUUGUUAGAAUUUUAUUUAUUUCUAUUUAUAUGUUUCAUAUAUUCUCUAACUCAAAAUCAUGUUUAUAUAUACUAUAUGAAGAUAACCUGUUUGAAUUGUAUAUAUUUUAACACCACGUUUGUUUGUAAAUAUCUAAUAUUCUUUUUUGAAAUAACCGGAAGUUAAGGUUAGAAAUAUCUUGGUUUAACCACAAAUUGGACAUUCCGAUAUCAUUCAAUAUAGUUUUUAUUUGUUAAGCCUAAUCAUUUCCGUUAUGUGUGGUCUCGUUUUAGUAAAUUAUAUAUUUGUUUUAGUAGACAGUUAUUAUCUAUCUUUAGUAUUUUUAACCAAUAUCUAAUCAUGAUAAGUUUUCGUUGAACUUCCACUGGGUGUCGCCUUGUGUGCAGCAUUUUAUAUGUUGGUGUUGUUCAGCCUUAGAAAAAUAAAUUCAAAAUUCACGCAGAUUCUAUCAGUGUUAAUUGCAUCUCAUGCGAAUAAUUUAAAUGAAUUCGGGACCAAUUUAAACCUGUUAGUAACGUCUUCAAAAAAUGCAAACUUGAAUAUUAUUAAAUACUGUAACAUCGUU